Messenger RNA from Diorhabda sublineata, 7610 nucleotides. It is a transcript of the gene Rheb, whose product is annotated as GTP-binding protein Rheb homolog. Gene Ontology annotation, biological process: small GTPase-mediated signal transduction. The record is from RefSeq and is a predicted model, not a curated record. Gene Ontology annotation, molecular function: GTP binding; GTPase activity; GDP binding. The transcript is spliced from 5 exons. NCBI's taxonomy places the organism in Eukaryota, Metazoa, Arthropoda, Insecta, Coleoptera, Chrysomelidae. The coding region runs from base 281 to 829 and encodes 182 amino acids. Gene Ontology annotation, cellular component: plasma membrane.
GGACUUUGACUUUAAUCUUUACUAUUGAAAAGACAAUGACAAAUUCAAGAAACUUUAGCAGUGAUUAUUAAUUAUAAUUGUCAACAUUAAACAUAACAACCUUGUAUAUUGGUUAUUUUUGUAUAUAUAUUUCAAAAAAGAAAGUAUUUUAUCUACAUGCAAAUAGGUAAAUAUAUGGUGUUUGGUAUUUCCAUCAGCUCAUUUUAGGAUUUUGUUCAAACAUAUACAACACUUCUAACAUAGGCCUGUGAUAUUCAGUGUCAUUUUCUAAUAGUACAAUAUGCCUUCAAAACAAAGGAAAAUAGCUGUAAUGGGAUACAGAUCAGUAGGAAAGUCUUCACUUAGUAUACAAUUUGUGGAAGGUCAAUUUGUAGACUCUUAUGAUCCUACUAUUGAAAAUACAUUCACAAAAUCGACAAGAAUCAAUUCACAAGAUUAUGAAUUAAAAUUAGUUGAUACAGCUGGCCAAGAUGAAUAUUCAAUAUUUCCUUCACAGUAUAGUAUAGAUGUGCAUGGAUAUGUUUUGGUAUAUAGCAUUACAAGUACAAAAUCCUUUGAUGUAGUGAAAGCCAUUCAUGAAAAAUUAUUAGAUAUCACUGGAAAAGAACAUGUUCCUGUGGUGUUGGUUGGCAAUAAAACUGAUCUUCAUUUAGAAAGAACAAUUCCAACAGAAGAAGGUAAAAGGUUAGCAGAAGAAUGGAGAGCUACAUUUUUAGAAACUUCCGCUAAACAAAAUGCUUCUGUUUCAGACAUCUUCCAUGUUCUUUUGAUGGAAAUUGAGAAAGCAGAUGGAAAUAUAAAUGAAAAAACAAAUUGUGUUGUUUGUUAAUGAUACAGAUUCCAAACUAUGUAUAAUAAUAUUAGAGUUUCGAAAAUAUUGUGUUUAGAUAUUAAUUUUUGUAAAGGCUUUUUUCCAAAAGUAAUAUCAAUAUAGUAUAGUAAAGUUACUACAUAUUAGGAAUGGUGAAUACUAACGAAUAUUAAGGUACUCAAACUGUUUCUGUCAACUAAUAAAAUUUAAAUUUUCGAGAAUUGAGAUAUAUAAAAAGCCAUAUCUCGUUUUUUUAUUGCCACCGGCCCAAAAUUUAUAACAAGGCAAAUUUUGAUGUAGUAGAAACUUUGCUACACUAAUUAGGAGAUUUUGUUUUACAAAUACUAAAUAAUAUUUUUUGUGAAGAUAUAUCUAUCUUAAUUGUUUGUAAUUAAUUGUUUUUUAUGUCAAGAUUUCUAAAUUUUUACGGAAAAUGCAAAAAUCUUUAGAUUAUUAAUUUGUUGUGUGUUUAUAUGUUUCUACUUAAUUUAUUGUGUAUGUUGUAUUAUUUAAUUGAGAAAAUAAAAUUAAAAUAAAUAUUGGUACUUUGUUUCAAUGAUCGAAUGCCAGGCUUAUCAACUACUUAUUGUAAUGUUUUACUAAAUAUUAUAUCCGUGUGCAUAAUUAUUCAUUAUUUCAAUUAGUAUUCGGCGUGAUAUUUAUUCAUUUAUUUUGAUUCAUUAUAACACUAAAAACUGUCCCUAUAAAUAUUUUUCAGUUUUUACAGAUAAUAAGUGGCAGCAUAUUAAAACAUGUUUUUGUUUAGGAGAUUAUGUUGUCUACCAACAUCAGGCAAAGGUGAUCUAACUAUUUGCAAAAAUUGAAAUAGAUUUUUGGGCAAAGGUAUAGUAUAACUAUAGAUAUCAGUUUUUAUGUUGUGUUUUUAUGUUUUUUUUUCUAAUUAUUUAAAACAAUGCAAUAUUUUCUAAUAGAUAUGUUUUUGAAUGAUGUCUUAUUGUUUUAGUUAUUCUCCCUUCAAGUUAUGUAUCAAAAAAAUCAUUUAUGUAUUAAAAAAUCAUUUUAUCAGUUGCAUAAGUUUGGCAUUCGUUUUGUGACGUAUCUAGUGUAAGAUUAUUAUAUAUUUUAAUUCACAAACUUAAUAUAUUUAGUGUGCGAUAGUUUUAAGUAAUAAUGUUAGUUUUUCAUUAUUUUUGGUUGCCGAUUAACCAAAUUAUAAAUAUUGUAAUAUUGUAAAUUAUAUUUAAUUUUAUUAAUAUAAAUCAAUUUCGCUAGGAAUAUUCUGUAGAUUACAUAGUGAGGAAAUUGUUUUUCUAUUUUUCCUUUUGUUAAAGAGUUGAAUUGAAUAUGCUUGAAAAAUCCAAAAUCCACAUAUACUUGUAGUUUCUUACAAAAAUUUUGCUUGCAUUCCCGAAAGUGUGAAUACGAUGUAUUAGACUUUUAAUUACUAUCCUUUUUCAGUCAUAUUCCUUAAAUUACCCAUAUUCAUGUAGACAUUCUAAAAUUUAUACUACAUACUACACAUUUUUUUUAGGACUACACUAAUUACACUUACUAAAGUGCAUUUCUAUUAUAUAUAUAUAUAUAUAUAUAUAUAUAUAUAUAUAUAUAUAUAUAUAUAUCUUAUAUAUCUAGAAAUUCCAAUUUAGUCAAUCCAAAUUUACCUGACUCUGCUCUUAAACUCGAACAAAACUAUUUUUCUCAUCAAUUGCAUCAAUAAAAUAUAUGUGAACAUGUGGACGAACACACAUUUUUGAAAACAAAUUAGAUAUUUGUUAAUCGAUCGGCAAUCAGUAUCACACUUUUUGGAUUGAUUUCUUUAUUGAUUAAACUUUGAAUCCAUUAAUUAGCAGCAUUUUUGGUUCUAAUGAUUGUAGAAGUUAGUUUUUAUUGUAAUUAUGGUGUUCAAUUGUCCUGUCUAUAAAAAAAAACAUGCUGAUCCCGAUGUAUUGCUUGUCUUGCUUAAUCACGAUUAUGUUUAUUUUUAUAUCAACCUGGUUAUACCGAACCUCUUUUAUCCUGUCUCAUUCUUUACAUCUUCUAAUAUAAGUCCAUUCCAUAUUAUUUGUAAAUUAUUCUGUAUCGAUUUUUUGUAAAUAAAAUUCAUGGAAGUGAUUUCACAAUAUAGAUUUAUUAGUUUCAUAUAGCUACAAGAAAUAUUUUGUCUGUUAUAACUUUGAAAUAUAUCUUUUCAAUUGAUAUUUGAAAUUGGAUUCAUUUAAAUAUACUUAUUGUUAGAUGUAAAUCUAUGGGUUUUUACAUAUCAAAUUCUAAGUAGGUAUAUUCACAAAAAACAGUUAAUUACAAACACCCGUUUGUGUCAGUUUUAGUCUGUAAAAAUUGUGAUAAAUUUAGGACAACCAAAUAGUAAGUGUUUUGUAGCAACAACAUUUCUAUGUGGUAUGCUAUGUUUGUUAAGUUUUAAGCAUAUAUAUAUAUAUAUAUAUAUAUAUAUAUAUAUAUAUAUAUAUAUAUAAUAAACAUAAUAUAUAUAACAAGAAUGAUGCAAUAAUUCUUGUAUAAGUGCCCGUUUUUUUAAACAUGCUAAAAUGUUUGUUAUUUAUUUAUUGUUAGAUAAUUUAUUAUUAAUGAAAAGCUCUUCACCUAUAUACGAUUUUUUAAAAAAGGUGGUGAAGUACUUUUUUUUAUUCUAUUCCUAUGUGGUUUACUCUAUGAUUUAAUAUAAACUCGAAAAUAAUAAAUCAUUUAAAUAUUGAAAUAAUAUAUAGUGUGACCUACUUAAAGUCAUUGUAAUCCUGUUAAUUGUAUUUUGAUGUAUUCUUAAUUUAGGGAAGAGAAAGUAUGUUAAUAUAUUCAGACUUUGCAAAAUUUCAGUUAACUAAUAAAUAACUUCCUCUUUUUCUAUGUACAUGAUUCAACAUUCUCUGAAGAUCAAGUAUUUGAUGAAAAUUUUACUGUUCAUAUUCUUUUUUUCCUUGUACUAUUAUUUGUAAUGAACACUAUUGAUCAUUUAUGUCAUCAUUGUAAUUGUUCUUUGUAGUUCUUCAUUACAAUGACAUUUUGUCAAUUCAAUCACACAAUUUAUAGUAAUUUAAUGAAGAAAAAAAUUAAAAUAAAUGUUACUUCAACGCUAUAAUAUAUAAUAUGAAAUUUUUAUAGCUAUUCCGAUAUUUACUUUCUUAUGUUUAUUAAUUAAAUGCAGCUUCUUUUAUUUCAAACUAUAUGUUAAGAACCAAAAAUUUAGAGCACAUCCUUCGGGAACCGACGCGACACGUACUUUCAUUCUGCACGAAGUGUCACAUUUAUCCACCCGAAUGCAACUGUUCUAGUAUAUUGUAGAAAAUUUUAGCUCAGUUUACAGCAUAGAAGUGUGUAGUUAAGAGGAAGAUAUUAUAAAGAUGUUGCGUGAAGAGGAAGAGUAAAUAUAGGGAAAUAGGUUUUGGGUUUAUCUCAUAAAUAAAAGGCGUAACCUACCAGGGCAGGUUUGAUGUGCAUAUCAAGUCGGACCAGUUCGAUCAGAAUUAUAUCUCUGCUAGUUCUGACGGUAGCUCUGGUGCUGGUAUAUUUUGUGCUAUUCCAUAAAUAUUAUCAGUUUUCUGAUUCCUACAAUACCGGUCCCUCUAUGUAUAAAAUGUGCGAUCUUUUAUGUCAAGCUGAUACUUUCUUUUUAAACUGAAUUGAAUGAUAAGCGGUUUCAAUGUGAGUCUCAUUCAAAGAUUGGCUUUAUAUUUUAUUAUCUCAUGGGCAACAUUAUGUUAUUGCCUUUUAUUGGUGGUCACUGUACUGUCAAUAGCAUUCCUUGAUAGGCGAAACAAUUGAUUAGGAUGUACCACAGGUUUUGAUACACUAUAUAUUAAUUUUAUUACUUGCAUUAAUUUGCAGGAUAGUAUGAAAUUCGAAAAAAUACGUAAUACAUUGUUAGAAAUUUAGUAAACUAGUAUAUAGGUAAGUAUAUAGCAACAGGCAACGUAUUCUUAAAUGUUUGGAUUAUUUUGAUAUUUUAAAUCUCAUCAAUUGUAGCAUUUAACAUUUAUUUUCAUAACAUACAUCCAUUUAUUAACUAAGUAAGUUAUGAAAGAAAAAAGUUAUCAAGUUAGUUUUCUACCAGAUGCAUAAAAAAUAAUUCGUAUCGAGAAAUUCAUUAACAAAAUUUAGCAACUUUGUAUACCUUCAAUUAAUUUAUAAUGAAGUUUCAACAUACUGAUGGUAUUGAAAUACUGUGUUUUGUCACAGAUAAAGAAUGUUCUAUAAAGAAUUAAUGCUUAAGUCAGCCAUUGAGGAGAAUUUUACAACUAUUUCAUAACAUAUUGAUACUAAUAGUUAUUAUUAUAAAAUUACUUUCUUGCAGAGGUUUCACAAUUAUCACAAAUUGAAAUGAGCUUGUCACAAAUAUAUUUCAAGAUACGUUUUAGAUUCUUAUCAAACAAUAUAUAGACAUUAUCAAUAUUGAAAAUAGCUUUUCUGUUGACUAUAAUUUUGUUUUCUGAAUAAAUGAUGAAUUAAGCAUUAUCAUCAUAUUAUUGUUUCUUGAAAUCCUUUAAGUCAACGAUUUAUUUUAUCAGAAUAAUCCAAAUAUUUUGGGAUUUCACCAUACUUGGAUAUUCAAAUAUUUACGUUAAUAGCAUAUGUUUCCGAUAAUGUUGAUGAAAUUUUUCAAUUGAUUCUAGUAGUUCCAAUGAACAAUUUUAAAUUUAACUUAAGAGUUUUAAAAUACGUUACAAACCAGUGACUAUCUUCUAAAUUCAACAAAUAAAAUUGCACAGAGAAAAAAAAUAUACAUACCAAUCUUCUCCUGCAUACAUAUUUAUAAUUUCUAGUUUUUUAGAACCAUGGCACAAUAGUACUGGUUGUAAUAAUAUGUGUUACUAAAACUGAACUUAUGAAACAUAUGAAGAUUGUUCUGGAAGUAAAUUUUUUCUUAGCUUAAUGUAUUUUAUUACAACUGUUUCAAUAUUGUUCUGGUCAAUACAUCAAUAUUACAAAUAUAUUUUUUUUUUUCAUCAAAUAUGAAACUAUUAGAUACUGUGUUUGUACUUUAAUUAUUAUCUGUUGUAUAUAAUCCACUUUACUGACAUUCCUAAAGUUAUUUUUGCAGGUAUUUAUGUAUCUUAUUUUAUAUAAAUUGUAUUUUACCUGUUAUUCAUUGUUUUGUUUUCCAUCACUUAAUUGGAAUAUGCGAUUUUUUUAUAUACGAAAACACUACCUUACCGACAUUCCUAAUGUAAUAUUUUUGGUAAUUGUAAAUAUUCUACCCUAAAUAUUUGGUUUGUUAAUUCUCUUGUGCUGUUCAUGUAUUCUUUGUUUUUGUUUCUCUAAAUAUGUUGACAACUUGCUAAUGUUUUUUUCAUAAAAUAGUUAUAAACAUAAAUGCUGCUGACUUGUAACACUAAAGAUCAUGAUUUGAUUAGUACCUAUUUCCAUAAAGAAUUGCUAUAUAUUUUGGAGAAAUCUUUAAUAUGUUACCAAACUUUGUGAUUAAGUUACACUGUAAUUACUUUAUUAAAACUUGGAAGAAUAUAACACUUCAGAUAACGCACAAAGAGAACGUUACCUUGUUAUGUAAUUGUAUUAACAAUUACACAGAUUUCUUUUUUUUCCUCAAAAAAACUGAUAUUUAUACUUGUAAAGUUAAUACGCAUAUAAGAACGUUCCAGUGUAUUUCAAGUACAGUGAUCCACAUAUCAAAGUUAUUAUUUCCACCAAUAAUAAUUAUUCUAGUAAUCUACAAUCGAGAAAAAAGUAGAAAGGCUUUAAUCUAAAAACGUUAAAUUAUAUCUAAAUACUGGUUGAAUGAAAAAUUUUCGUAAACAUAUCUUAAAAUUCAUACAAAAGAAUAUUUGGCUUUUUUCUAAUAAAUUUUUUUUGUUUUAGUAGCAUAAUUUUCUAUUGCUACCUAUUUUUAGGCGAUUAGAAUAAUUUAUUUCCGAAAUAAAGACAUUAUUACAUAUUUUUCGUGAUUUGUAUCUGAUCGUCUACUAAAAUAUUUAGCUGUAGUUUAGUUACAUCUCUUAUAACAAACACAUGGCAGAAACAUUAGCAUUAGUCAGGUAAUUCCAACUUUUUAAUUACAGAUUUCACUUUUUUAAAACAGGCAUCUCCUAGUCAAUGUUUUUUCAAAACGAAAUGAAAUUUGUCAGAUUGUUCACAUAUUAUUAAUAAUUUUCUAUGUUUCUAUUUCCAGUACAUUGGUGCCAAUUUAUAGUGCAAAUUAUUAAAGGAUAAAGAUAAGUGUAUAUACUCGUAAUUGAACUGUUUAUUUGUAUAAUUUGAGAAUAAAUCAUAUGAUUUUCAGAGAUUCAUAAAGUAUAUUUAACUGAUAUUCAUCAAAUAAGACUGUUAUUUCUGUUCUGACAUUUCAAACAAUAAUUUUUUUAUCAAUUUGUUUAUUGCUACAUCCCCAUGUAUAACACAGUUAGAUGUUAUAUUGUUUUCACCAUUACUCAUUCUUCAUUUUUUUAGAAAAAUAGAUCAAAAUAUAUUAGGUUUUUCAUUUGUCUUCUGUUUUCAUAUCUGUCAUUAUUAUUUUAAUAAUUGAUGUGCCCGCAGCCUCUCUUUCCAAUUUUUUUAAAUUAUUAAAUUAGUAUAUUUUGAAACUAUAAUUUUAAAAAUAAUAAAUUCUAAUGAGAAAAAUGAGAUAUCAAGAGAAAUGUCUUGCAUUUAAGUUUAAAAACAAAGAACACAGAAAUCCGUAAAUAAUAUAUGUGAAAAAUAAAAUUACUUUUUGAAUCUUGCUAAACCAGUGAUUUAAUAAUUAUACUAAUAAAUUAAGUAGUAAACUAUAGCCUAUAAUAUAUGUAAACAUAUGUUUAGUCAACAAAUACUUGAAAAAGUAACAUGAAUUUCGAUUUUCAUAUACAAAAAUAUAUUUUGUGUAAAAACA